UGGUCCUGCUUCAGCACCGCUGAACUGCAGAACUUCCUCCAGAUCCUCAAUCGGGAGGAGGCCGACUAUCGCCGCCGUAUCCAACUGAAGUACGAAAUCCGUGGCCGCGAGAUUCGUCGCCUGAUGAAAUUGCGGGCAAAAUCCAACCCACAAAAAGACCCUGAGGAGACCCAGCCGGACACUGCGACGGCGACGACGGCGGCCGGUGAUGCACCGGAGGCGGAGAGCGUUCAGGACAGCAGCCCUAAAAGUAAUACAAGCUGUACUCUUGCUUGA
Molecule: messenger RNA, 276 nt
Organism: Dibothriocephalus latus
Lineage: Eukaryota; Metazoa; Platyhelminthes; Cestoda; Diphyllobothriidea; Diphyllobothriidae
Source: the annotation of a GenBank genome assembly